GGAGUAGGUGUGGUCUUGAGGGUAUGGGCUUUAAUACUCUUGUCCUAGCUGUCUGGUAAACAAUAUUCUGCUAGCAGCAUUUAGAUGAAGAUGUAGAACUCCCAGCACCUCCUGUGCCAUGCCUUCCUGGAUGCUGCCAUGCUCCCACCUUGAUAAUAAUGGACUGAACCUCUGAACUUUUUCCCUGGAACACUAACAGUGCAGUUUCACCCAAUUCUUCCAUGAUCAGCAUCACUGAUGAACCUCUAGAAAAGAGCUAUUUUGUGUAACUCUUGACUGUGAGUAAAUUUCUAAUACACCCGUUGGAACCAUCAGUGGACAUUAGUGCCCUUUGAGAGGCCCUUUGCCUGGUCAAAUACUGGGGAUCAGGAAGAGAGGUCUUUUUGGUUUGUUGUUGUUUUUCCCCGUGAUCAUUAUGAGCAUUGGCUUUUCACCCUUGAAGUAAAAAUGUUGAAAGCUGAAUCUUCAGGUGAACGAACCACUCUCAGAAGUGCCUCUCCUCACAGGAAUGCAUACAGAACUGAGUUCCAGGCACUGAAAAGUACUUUUGACAAACCCAAACCUGAUGGGGAACAGAAAACGAAAGAAGGUGAGGGCUCCCAGCAGAGUAGGGGUAGGAAGUAUGGCUCCAAUGUCAACAGAAUUAAGAACCUGUUCAUGCAGAUGGGUAUGGAACCCAACGAGAAUGCUGCUAUCAUUGCCAAAACGAGAGGGAAAGGUAGGCCCUCAUCCCCUCAGAAGAGGAUGAAGCCCAAAGAAUUUGUGGAGAAAACCGAUGGCUCAGUGGUUAAACUGGAGUCCUCUGUCUCUGAACGGAUUAGCAGAUUUGACACAAUGCACGAUGGCCCUUCGUAUGCUAAGUUCACAGAGACUCGAAAGAUGUUUGAGAGAAGUGGGCAUGAGUCAGGGCAAAAUAAUCGCCAUUCCCCAAAGAAAGAGAAAGCGGGAGAGGCUGAGCCACAGGAUGAGUGGGGUGGCUCCAAGUCCAAUAGAGGCAGCAGUGAUUCCUUGGACAGCCUGAGCCCUCGGACGGAGGCUGUCUCUCCAACUGUGAGCCAACUGAGUGCCGUGUUUGAGAACAGUGAGUCUCCAGGUGCCAUCACUCCUGGGAAGGCUGAGAACAGCAACUACUCGGUGACUGGGCAUUACCCCCUGAACUUACCAUCUGUUACCGUAACCAAUCUGGAUACCUUUGGCCGUCUCAAGGAUUCUAAUUCAAGGCCUUCUUCAAACAAACAAGCUACCGACACAGAAGAGCCUGAGAAGAGUGAGGCUGUGCCAGUACCGGAAGUGGCUCAGAAAGGUACCUCUUUAGCUUCAUUGCCUAGUGAAGAGAGACAGCUGAGCACGGAAGCUGAGGACGUCACAGCUCAACCAGACACUCCGGACAGCACUGAUAAAGACAGUCCUGGAGAACCUUCUGCUGAAAGCCAGGCAAUGCCCAAGUCUAACACCCUCUCCCGACCGAAGGAGCCGUUAGAAGAUGCUGAAGCUAAUGUGGUCGGGAGUGAGGCAGAGCAGCCACAGAGGAGAGACCUGACAGGUGGUGGUGACCUCACCUCCCCGGACGCGUCUGCUUCCAGCUGUGGGAAAGAAGUACCUGAAGACUCGAACAGUUUUGAGGGCUCCCAUGUAUACAUGCAUAGUGACUAUAACGUGUAUCGGGUGAGAUCCAGGUAUAACUCGGACUGGGGAGAGACGGGCACAGAGCAGGAUGAGGGGGACGACAGCGAUGAGAACAAUUACUAUCAGCCCGAUAUGGAGUACUCGGAAAUUGUUGGCUUGCCGCAAGAGGAAGAAAUCCCAGCAAAUAGGAAAAUUAAGUUUAGUUGUGCUCCGAUUAAGGUUUUCAACACGUACUCCAAUGAAGACUAUGACAGGAGGAAUGAUGACGUUGACCCUGUGGCUGCAUCUGCUGAGUACGAACUUGAAAAGCGAGUAGAAAAGCUGGAACUUUUCCCAGUGGAACUGGAGAAAGAUGAGGAUGGGCUUGGCAUAAGCAUUAUUGGAAUGGGCGUUGGUGCUGAUGCUGGACUGGAGAAGCUGGGGAUAUUCGUCAAGACAGUGACUGAAGGAGGUGCUGCUCAGCGGGAUGGCAGGAUCCAAGUCAAUGACCAGAUUGUGGAAGUGGAUGGAAUCAGCCUGGUGGGGGUCACACAGAAUUUCGCUGCAACUGUUCUGCGGAACACCAAGGGCAACGUCAGGUUUGUUAUUGGACGAGAAAAACCAGGACAAGUGAGUGAGGUUGCCCAGUUGAUCAGCCAGACCCUGGAACAAGAGAGGAGACAGAGGGAGCUGCUCGAACGCCACUACGCCCAGUAUGAUGCUGACGACGAUGAGACCACUGUGGCUGAAUUGCAAGGAGUGUCUGGCAACUGCAAUAACAAUAACAACCGUUUCCUUAAGACCGGAGAAUAUGCCACUGAUGAAGAAGAAGAUGAGGUUGGACCCAUUCUUCCUGGUGGUGACAUGGCCAUUGAAGUCUUCGAGCUCCCUGAGAAUGAGGACAUGUUUUCCCCAUCUGACUUGGAUACAAGCAAGCUCAGUCACAAGUUCAAAGAGUUGCAAAUCAAACAUGCAGUUACAGAAGCAGAGAUUCAAAAAUUGAAGACCAAGCUGCAAGCAGCAGAGAAUGAGAAAGUAAGGUGGGAACUAGAAAAGAACCAACUGCAGCAGAAUAUUGAGGAGAAUAAAGAAAGGAUGGUAAAGCUGGAGAGCUACUGGAUCGAGGCGCAGACAUUAUGUCACACCGUGAACGAGCAUCUCAAAGAGACCCAAAGCCAGUAUCAGGCCUUGGAAAAGAAGUACAACAAAGCCAAGAAGUUGAUCAAGGAUUUUCAACAAAAAGAGCUCGAUUUCAUCAGGAGACAAGAAGUAGAAAGAAAGAAGCUGGAGGAGGUGGAAAAAGCUCACCUUGUUGAAGUCCAAGGCCUGCAAGUUCGGAUUAGAGAUUUGGAGGCUGAGGUGUUCAGACUACUAAAGCAAAAUGGGACCCAAGUUAACAACAACAACAACAUCUUUGAGAGAAGACCAUCUCCUGGGGAAGUCUCAAAAGGAGACACUAUGGAGAAUGUGGAAGUCAAGCAAACAUCCUGUCAGGACGGCUUGAGCCAAGACUUGAAUGAAGCAGUCCCAGAGACAGAGCGCCUGGAUUCGAAAGCGCUGAAAACUCGGGCCCAGCUCUCUGUGAAGAACAGGCGCCAGAGGCCCACAAGGACAAGGCUCUAUGACAGCGUCAGCUCCACUGAUGGGGAGGACAGCCUGGAGCGGAAGGGUUGGAGAGUUUCUUCUCCAGAACCAGAGUGUGGUGUCGCACCCCUCACCCCUGUGACGAGCCCUAGGGCCUUCUCAUCCCACCACGUGACUGAGUCUCCAGAAGGAUCACAGCAGCCAGAAAGGGACCCUUUCUCCUCUGUCUCUGGAGACACUUCACCCUCCUUGCCUUCAACAUCUGAUCACGAUACAGAAGACUCUCCUUGCCGCCACCAAGCCAUCAAGAAAACAUUACAAGAGAAAGACGAUGCCAAUUGUCCUAAAUCACUAAGAACAUCCAGUUCAUUCGUGGUACAAAGAGGAAAAAUUAAGCAAAAGUUUGCAGAUCUGGGGGCACCUUUGCGAAGGAAUCCCAGCAAGGGGAAGAAAUGGAAAGAAAAAGAAGUCAGUAGGUUUUCUGCAGGUAGCAGAAUCUUCAGAAGCAAGUUGGAGAACUGGAAAGCCAAACCAGCCUCUACAGUUCAGGCCUCCGCCCCCUCUCCUUGCAUGCCUUUCUCAUGGUUUAAUGAAAGUCGGAAAGGAUCCUAUUCCUUCAGGAACCUGCCUUCAGCUCCAAAUCCCCUCCCGCCUUCUCCUGAGACUCAAAUUUCAGAUAAAACAGGGUCCAAGAAUUUCACCUUCAAUGAUGACUUCAGUCCAAGCAGUACCAGUUCAGCAGACCUGAGCGGCUUAGGAGCAGAACCCAAAACGCCAGGGCUCUCCCAGUCCUUGGCACUGUCCUCAGAUGAGAGCCUGGACAUGAUAGAUGAUGAGAUCCUUGACGAUGGACAGUCUCCCAAACACACUCAGAGUCAGAGCCGGGCCGUCCAUGAGUGGAGUGUGCAGCAGGUUUCACACUGGUUAGUGGGCCUCAGUCUGGACCAGUAUGUGUCUGAAUUCAGUGCUCAGAACAUCAGUGGUGAGCAGCUCCUGCAGCUGGAUGGCAAUAAACUGAAGGCUCUUGGAAUGACAUCAUCCCAGGAUCGGGCACUGGUUAAAAAAAAACUGAAGGAAAUGAAGAUGUCUCUCGAGAAGGCUCGCAAGGCCCAGGAGAAAAUGGAAAAACAAAGAGAAAAGCUGAGGAGGAAGGAACAAGAGCAAAUGCAGAGGAAGUCUAAAAAGUCGGAAAAGAUGACUUCCACAACCGAGCAACCGUGAGCAGUAAGGUCUCGCCUCCUCCAGUAGGUGGGAAAGCUUGAGAGAAGUCCCGCCCCUUUCUGCCCCCACUCUCCUGCAGAGGAUGAAGAAGAAACUGAUGGGGAUACACCACUGUAGGCGGUUAAAGAACUGUGUGUUGAAUGCACUCUUGAUUUUAACCUAAAAUGACCCCUCGCCGCCGCCUUCGGUUCAUUGACUAACCAGAAGUGUCAUUUUUAUCUUCUACUUACCAACAUCCCAUGUUGUGUUAAGUGUGCGGUGCCACUUAGAGGACCAGCCUGACCCAGCCAAUGAGAGCAGGACUCUGGUGCUGCGAGUGGAGUACCCAGAAUUCUCAGUGAGAGCCCCUGAAACUGAGGUAGUAGCUUGUGACUGUUGGUGUGCAGAGGAUCCCUGCCUUGAGAUGGGGAAGCGCCCCUCAAUUCUGACAGUAGAGCAAGUGAGUUCCAUGGUGGGGAUGUGGGUGCCCAGCACGGAAUUGCCAACUGAGGGAAAGAGCGAGCACGUGUGCUAUCCCACUCGCUGAGAAUCAGAACGAGGGGGGAAAUAGUAGCUAUUUAUUAACUGUAGAAGAACUGAAAAGCCUUAAGCACACAGAUGUGGGUGUACUUCGGGGUUUGGAGGAUAACAUUUUCCUCCAGGUAUUGUUGAACAAAGAAGAAAAAAAUGUCAGAGUGUAGUGCAACGGUGGAUGUUGGGAUCUGCUACUUUGUUUGCCAGUGCCGCGAGCCCAGUGUUUGAGCCGCACCGACAAACACAGCACAGCUCCUUCCCCGGGAACAAAUUGAACAGGAAAUUGAUUUUUAAGGAAACCAACAUCUUCAGGUUUCCUCUCCUGGGACAUUCUGGCUGGCCUUCAGCCUGCCUGUGACAAAAUCGUGAACUUGUCACAUAUUUUCUACUCAGAAUUUCUCAAGUGGGCUCAGUGUUUUAACAAAUGUCCUUUCAAGGACUUAAACCUAGAGAUACUGGUUAGAGAUUAAGAUUUGAGUAACAGUCAACUAGAGAACUUUUUUUCUUUUUUCUUUUUUUAAUGUAUACAUAAUUCUUUCCUGUGAAGGACAGCCAUCAUUUACAUUUUACAGGCAUUUGGAAUGACUCCCUAAGCCAUUCUCUUCCGUAUUCUAGAGAGUUCGAGAUUUGUUUAAAACAGUACAUGGGACAGAUUUUCACAGUGUAAGAGCUGGUAUUACUUGAAUACUUGGUAUUAAGGAUUUCAGUGUUUCACCAACCUGAGUUGAGUGCAGGAGACUAGGGGAGGAGGAGAACAGAAAGUCUUCUUGAGACAUUUCACACCCUCAGGGGUUUUUUGUUUGUUUGCUUGUUUGCUUGCCUUUAGUUUUGCUUUUUCUUUUCUUCUGAAUCUAACUCUCAUUACUGCAUUAACUAAAACACUGGCAUCAUCUACUUUAUGGUGAGCAGAUUUCAAAGUAGAGCUGGAGGCCAGAUGAAUCCUUGGACUUCAGGGUAUUUACUUCCUUUACCCCAAAAGGCCCAUGCGCUGCCCACUGGCCUGUGCACAUCUCCUCUGGGUGCACAGGUACGCAGGGCCUGCAUCAGGCGCUGGAGUUAUGACAAGAAUCUGCUAGGAUAGAGGUCAGCUGCCUGUGUGGCCUCACUUUGUAUUUUAACAUUGUGACUUUUCAUUUUUAUUGUUAUUACUAUUUUUGUAACAUGAAUUUUGAGAUUAUCUGAACUAGAAACUUAAUCCUGUUCUUUCUCCCAGAGCCUGCUUCCUUUUCUGGCCCAGCACACUUCUGUUAAGUUUUGGUCCUUCUGGUACAUACAGCCCCUUCAGUUUGAAACAUGAUAUGAGAGUCGCUCUGUGCUCUGCGCAAACCAGACCUGCUUCAUGGUUCUCUUGUGGAGCAGGGUACUGAGUGCCUGUUUAUAUCUUCAGAUGCCUGAUGCUUUGCCACUUAUAAGAGACAUAUUACUAAACUACACAUUCAGUAAAUCUUUCCUAAUGCCAGAAGACGAAGGGAAAAAUCUGGCAAUAUUAAUACUUGCUAUUGUACAUUUUGCCAUUUUUCUUUUCUUUGGGGGAAAAAAAAAGCUGGAUUGCACUGGAAGCUUCUCUGUGUUCAUUUUCCAGAGUGAAAACAGAAGGGUGAUCAUUUUAAGUUGUGUUUACACUUUGAUGAUAGUUGAAAAUGAAUGUAUAUAUUGAAAAUGUCUGUAAGUCUGCCUCUGCCUGUAACUUAUGACCUCUUAUAUUGCAUUUCUUAAAUACAGUGUUCUUACUGUAACUUUAUUAACACUCCGUGCUUGGAUCAGCGUUCACCUAACAGCUACAAAUCAAAUUAAUAUUCCUUACAUCAUUUAGUUUAUAGUUCAGUCAUUUUGAUUUUUAAGUUAAAUUAUUACAAUCUUAGACCAAAAUGAAUUCUUUUAACAUUGCUAUUUAAAACUAUUAGGAUUGUAAAAGGCUCUUGAUUGCUUUGUUGGGCAAAGGAUAGAAGGUUGAUCCAGUGUGGAAACAAAGUGGAGGACCUCAGACCUUGUGAGCAUUUUGAUUUCUUGUUCGCUCCUUUAUUUGACUGUGGUGCAUGAUAAUAAUUGAGUUUCCAAAGUCUUGCACAAUUCUUUCUUUAAUGCUGUAGUUUUCAGGGUUUAUACAGUUUAACAGAGAAUUGUUGUUGCUUCGUAGACGUUAAGGGUUUUGGACAGUUGUUCAACAAAUGAACCAAAGGGGUUGUCUGCAUAUUGUGAAUGAUACUCUAGUGAAAGCUAGUGGGUCCCCACCAGAAACCAAAAGUGUCUGGGGUACAGGUUAUGUUCCAGAGUGGGGUACAUAGUGAGGCCCUGCCACAGUUGGAGAGCAUUGUAGUAGUAGUAACUGGGUCAGGGUUCCACUAAAGAACUUUGAACGGGAUUUCCGUGGUUAAGAUCAUCUCCCUUAAAGUAACUUAUCCUUAUGUAAUCAUUUCUUUCUCCUCCCCAGCAUCAGCAGGGUCCUGUUAGUGCAGAAACCAUGCCCUAUCCACUUUACUACUCCACCGAAGGCUGUCAUUGCUGUCAUAACAGCCAAGCUCUUCUGAAGCCAUCUGUUGUCCUUUUGCUGGGGUUGAGAUGGACUUCCCACGCCCCACCUCACGUAGACUUUUAAAGCACCGCAGUAGUUUAUAUUACAUUAUGAAAGGAGCUAAUGCCAGACUUGGCUUGCAAGAGGCCCACCAUGGUACCACCUAUCUUGUGUUCCUUUAUUUUUAGGAAGCAAAGUAGCAGAGGGGCAAGCACUCCCACUCAGCUACCAUUCGUGCUGGACAGUGUUUGCCCUGAGAUAUUAAAUACCCUGAACCUAAGCUGUAAGAGUGUCCGAGUCAGAGUUAGCACCUGGGCCUCUGCAUUGUGCUGACGAGGAAGAAUUCCCUUUUAGGAUCUUUGCUCGCUAGGAUUAACUUGUACCUGAAAAUUAUAUAAGAAGAAAAUGAUUGCAUUUAUACAGCUAUUCUAAGUCAUUUAUAAGCAUGGGAGUUUAGAUAAAUUUGAGGAGGACCAUCAACAUUUAACAAGGGUAUUGAAGAAGAUUCCGGAGGAUGGAGGGCAAAUGUUUCUAAAAGAAACUUGUGUACACUGGAUGCAAAUUGCCCUUUCAUAAACUGGGAUAGCAAAGAAUUACCAAAUUCCAUUUGAUUAGCUAAAGCCUCUUCUCACAGAGCUGGCGAUAAGAAACAUCCCACUUUGGGGGACAGGAACUAGGAGGGUUCAUGUCACUUGCUUCAGUGCUAUGACCCUAGUGAUCCCUGGUUGGAAAGGUAAUUAGGAGAGGAUGGGGCUACUUCUCAUGUUUUCUUAAUUGCUUUGAGUCAGGGCUCUGCCUGUGUCUAGUUCUGAAGCAGAGCUUAUAGAGGUGAGGUCAAAACGGUUCUCAUUUCCAAAGGACAAGGGGGACUUGGGGGGGUAGUCUCAAGACAGCAUUACAGGAAGUCCAUUUCACCAUUCAGUCCUGAGAGCUAUACUGAAUGUACUGACUGAUUUUAAUAGUCUUUGCCUCGAAUAGUUAAAGUCCUGUGAAAUUUAGCCUUGAUCAAAAUACUGGGGACGGAGUGGGGAAUAACACCAAAGAAAACACAUAUCAAUACCUUGAAUAGUAACAUAGAAGAAGCUGGAGUAACCGGUUAGAGGAAAAGGAAAAAAAACCUGCACAGUAAACCGCCCGCUGGAGAGCAACACAAGCUCCUUACACCAAAACACGGUGUCUUCUGGAAGGUUGGUCACUUAAAACUCUCAUCUGUAAGCACCUGGAUCCUCAGAGUAGGGGGCAGAAGAACAAGGUCUAUGCUUCCCUGACCCUACACACGCCCCACCCCCUACCCCCACCCCCAGACCAUUAGGGAUCCAGCGAUAUGCAAGACAAUGUGCAAGCAGUAAGAGAAGAAGCCACAAAUUCUGUUAUGUGCAUGCCACUUGUGUAGGUGUCAGAGCCUUGUGUGUGAAUAUAUCCCCCACCUGACACACACAUGUAUACCUUAAGCACAUGGCACAAAUAUAUACUCUCCAUGGACUACAGUGGUGUUAGUUAGGACCCUGAGCUGUAAUCAUAGCAUCGUUACUACUUUUUGUGUUGUGUAUACAUUGAAUGGCUCAUAGAUUUUAAGAGUUUUUUUUUAAAUGUAAGCAUCCUACUAAAUGCACUUAUGCUUCUAAAUGUUUGUAUAUUUUAGUAAAAUUGAUUUAUUAGAUCCUUUGGUAUUGUAUUUUAGUACAGUAAAAUUUCCUCAGCUGUUUGAUUAAUGCUUUGAUGUCAAGAUUGCACAUUUUUAGUUAGGACACAGAAGAUAUUAUGCAGCUUCGGGCAUUUUCAACUGCAGGUCGCCUGCGGUUCUCUUGACUAAAUUGCACUGUGUGUUCUUGUGUAUCAGCUCUCACCUCUAAAACGAGGUAGAUCAUCAGAGUAGCCCUGAUGCUUCUGUCGCUGACUCCUGGCUCUCUGGUGGCAGUAUUUCUGUCGUGUGACCACCAUUUACUUCCUAAGCCAUCCGCUUGCAAUGGCAUUUUGGUUGCCACCAAAAAUAACACAAUGGGUUCUGAGUCUGUGUUGUUGGAAGCUGGGUACAUCAUUUCCUUCAGCUGUUUUAUGCACGCACACACGUUUUUUGUUAAAGCGUUAAGCAUUCAGCCAUGAACUAACAAUUGGCCAGAAACACCCUAAAUUGCCUUUACCAAAAAAAAGGGGGGGGGCAGGAAGUGAUACCCAGACUUUCAACUUUUCAAUCAGUGAGUAACAAACAGCACUCAACAUGCAUAUGUGGCCUCUCCUCAGUAUUAUUUAAUGUCAUAACUACUGCUUUUGUAAUUUGUAAUGAUGUUUGGAUGAAACCACUUGGACACCUGCUAUAGAUCACUGACAAGACCGAGCAGCUGAAAACAAGGAGAAUAAAGUUCCGUUCUACUGUAAGAUUUGAUUUAUGUUCAUCUUUCCUUAUAGACUAUUAAAGGGAAAGUGGUUUGAAAAGCAUUUGAGUCUGGUAAGUAUACAUAGGCCAGUACCUGAACCUUUUAAUUUGUACAUUUUGCCGUCUGGUCCUUUGCAUGGGAGACACGGUAGUGCCACAUCUGAUUUGUUCUCUGGCGCUUGAUUAGUGUGUGCUGUUCCCAAUGGCAUCCUUUACUUUUCAGUUUUCAGAGGCAUUCGAAGCAAACUAUACCGUCAGUGGCCCAUUGUUUUCUGACCAUCUAAAACUUACCUGUGAUUAAACUUAACUUGUUAGUGUAAAUAAACCUCUUGCCAAUGAUUAUUAUUAUUGUUAGAGAAUGAAUGCAAUAAAAGGAAAUUCAGAGGUC
Molecule: messenger RNA, 10197 nt
Organism: Rattus norvegicus (Norway rat)
Lineage: Eukaryota; Metazoa; Chordata; Mammalia; Rodentia; Muridae
Source: RefSeq, a predicted model, not a curated record